Messenger RNA from Caenorhabditis auriculariae, 8436 nucleotides. NCBI's taxonomy places the organism in Eukaryota, Metazoa, Nematoda, Chromadorea, Rhabditida, Rhabditidae. The record is from the annotation of a GenBank genome assembly.
AUGCGUGGCGAAAGCUCCCGUGGGGUCGCCGAUUAUGUGCAUUUGGUUAUUGUUUGUUCAUGACCACUUCUCAUUGGCUCAGCUGCUGCUGGGGAAAUUUAUCGUUCUUCUAUCGAUAUUCGACGUUUCAGAUACAUCUUUGCAGAGUUUUGUGAAAAGCUCAUAACCGGACUUGGACAAUCGGACCAACUUUUUGAGAGUUAUCGGUUUGUUCUUGUUCAUUCAUAAGUUUAUGUCGUGUUCGAAGUGAUUCCGCAAAAUUAAAAAUAGCCGUCAGAGAUAGGAAGAUAUAACUGAUUUUUGGAAAGACAGAUAAAUUGGAAUUUUUUGGAAUUUCGUUGAUUAUGGCAUUAGCUUCUUGUGAUAGCUUUGAAUGAGCGAUGAAUAACAUUUUUUUUAAUUUGAAAAAAACUAACAUCUCCAGAAAGCCUCUGUGUUUAUUCUAGUUUUUCCUACUUAAUCUUUCUGCUCCCAGCUUUUCGAGCCUCUGAAGGCAAAGCUAAAAAUAGCGCACGCUUGAAAUGAAAAAGUUUCAUCGGGACGUUCGCCUCAACACUUAUUUGCGUUAUUGCCGAAUUUCGUGUCCAAUUUGGGAGUUGUCCAAGACGUGCGAAACGUUCAAUUUGGCCGGGUAAUUGGCAUCGUUUUCUCAAAAACUCAAAUCCAAAGAGACUUUGACACUGAGCCUCGCGUAGCCCAGAGAAUCUCAACUUUCAUAGCGUCUCCGACUUUCUGAUAUCUUUUUCAUUAAUUUAAGUGUCAUUCCUCCCAUUUGAAAUAGUUUGGCUUCCUUCGCUGAAAGCUUCAUUCAAGCCGACGAGGGAAUAGAGUGCGCAGACAAGUCUGAAUACCUGAAAUGUGUAGUAGCCACAGUUCCUCAUUUUUUUACUAAAUGUAAAUUCAAAAACUAAGAGAAUUUCAUUCUGACAACGUUAAAUAUAUUUUUGAAUAAGCAAAAAAAAAAACAAAAAAUAAUGUACACUUCUCUGAAAAACACGUUUCUUCUCGAGACUGACCACCAGAACUAGCAGAAAUCGACUUUUCUUUUUCUCAGAAUCCAUUCGAAGCGGAAAAAAAUGCGUCGGACAAAACAAGACUGCUGCACUUUGAGAGCACGCGCGAGUCUUCCGGCAGAACAGGUGGGCGGAGCCUGACAGACUCCGCCUCUUUGAGUCCGACCAGACUCGCCCUGUCACUCCUGGUCUCACUCCUCUAUCCUUCUAAAUUCAAUAUUAGUUCCUUAUUCGAACAUUUAUUUUCCUUUUUUUUAUCAUAAAUACUGGAUAUUUGGAAUUGACUUUCGAUUAUGAUGAUUUUGGUGCUUGAACGUAAUAAAGAAGCCUUAGAAAAUAAAUAAUAGAAUCCGUUCCAUUCGAUUAAUGAGUUUUGCGCAUCGCUUUUCCGUUUUUAGAAAACCUCGAGACUUCAAAUCACGACCUUACAACAACAAAAAAAGCAAAACCAGAUCUUUUCUGGUUUUCAACCUCAUUCCAAUUUAAAUUCGCCCCACUUCUUUUUUUGCCUUUUCGACGGGGGGUAGCCCAAAUUGUUCUUGAAUCUCGAAUUAGCUGUGGUUCGACUUGAGAAUAUUCUGAGAAAAAAAGACUCCCGAAUCGUUUAAAAAGAACUUCUUUGACAUUUGAGUUCCUAAUGUUCUUCUUUUUCUUUCCCUUCUGUAUUUUUUUAUCAAGGACAAUUGACUUUUUAUAACUCAUUAUUAUCAAUUUUAAAGGAAUCGAAAUGUCAAAAAAACAACACGAAUGUUCAAGUUAAAGUUGAGAAAAUGCGAAAAAAUUUAAAAGAGGUUCUCUUUUUUUUCACGAGUUCUCUUUUUAACUAGGAUGUGUCAAGCUUCCUCGGCGACUCACUUUUUUGACUCAUUCAACCCCUCCUGAAUUAACUUUCGAAAAAAUCAAUAGAUUUCCUUUCUUUGGAAAUCUUGUUGAAUGAGCUCGCACAUUUUCGCAUAUUUUUGUAGAGCUCAAUCUUUGAAAGACGCUUUUCUACACAAGAAACCGAAAUUUCAAAACUUUCGUUAAAAUUAAAUUAACGUCUCAGUUAAACGUUUUUUGAGAGUAUCAGCUAUUCAAGCUUCAAUCUUCUAAAAGGUAAAUGUUUCCAAAUUUGUCUAUUUCUCUCAGAAAAUUGGAAUCUGGCUUCCAACUUGAUAAGCCCCAACCUGGCCUAGUUGUCGUAUCAGCAUUUCGCUCGAGGUCGUUCUCUAUUUCGUGCUCUCUUUCGCUUCGCCGCUUCCAAACAAAUCCAUUUUUCGCGCAGCCCGUUGAUCUUCCGCAUUACAGAAGACGUUUCGAAAACGGCGAAUCUAGUGGCCGACGGCACCUCUUCGCACUCUCUUUUCACCACGUUCGUUCUUUUUUCUGAAUUUCUUUGAAUCUUUUUUGGCUGAGUGACCUCUGAAGCCUCAUUAGUUAGUAUUUUUUUCUCGCAGUCUCGCUAAAAAGAAGCUUUGUUAGUCUUGUUUUCUCAAACUGCUAUUCAAAUAGAAGGUUUGAGAAACAUAUGUGAACGGAAAAUUCUUUUUUGAUAAACUGGAGAAUACAUUUUUUUUAUUGGAAUAAUUUAAAAUCAUCAAGGGAUUCUGUUGACGAUCUGCACAUUUUAAUAUUCGCCGAGUUCUCUCUGAGAUAGCUGGAACGCUUUCAAAGAAAUUAAAAUUAUUGUAAAAGGUUGAUUUGGAAAUAAGUUAUUAAAGUUUCAAGUUUUUCUUAGGAUUAAAAAAAAUUUCUUUUUUUGUUACCUACUGACCUUCCAAUAUGAUUUAGAUAUGAAAGAAAAAAAAAUUGAUGGGAAACCAAGGAUUUGCAGGUAGUGGCCAAUGCGAUGGAGCUGACGGAAGUGUUCGUUUUGGCGGCGUUGCUCCUGGCGUGUCUGAGCGGCUCGGCGGCCGCGCUGCGCUGCAAAUGCACCAAGGAGUCGGAGACGGUCAGCUGUACCGACGGCGUUUGCGAAACCGACGUCGGCUGUUCGUUUCUUUCCUUUCUCUCGGAAAAUACGAGGAAAGAUUCCCAUCGUGACUCGAUAAUGGGAUAUUGUUGGGAAAGGGCCGGCCCUCUCAAGCCCUUGAGCCAAGCGACGGCCGGCUGAUUCGUCACUCGAGAAGUUCUCGGCCUGAAAUGCGAGGCGCCGCCAGAUGUCUCUAAACAUCCUCCCACACUGCUCCAAAAAAAAUACGUUGAGAGCUCGUGUCGAGCAGCUCUAACUAAUAUUUUAUUGCUCAGUUGGCGCUUACAAGAUGCUUCUUUCUUGCGGGGAAAAAAAGAUGAAAUUAUGAAAAAAUCGUGUCAAUUUGGACACGAAUUCGUCUUGAACAAAUUUAGCGGAAAAUUCUUUGAAUAGUACGCUCUACAAUUUUCCUGUUUUCUUCCAAUUGAACUUUCCGAAACCCUAGAAUCGGAUCAAAUUUUAUCAAUUUUAUUCUCUUAUAUAUUCUCUACUAAGAAAGUGUAACAGCCGCCUCAAGGAUCUUGUUUGAAAUUGGAAACUUUGCUUCGCGAUGCAGAAAAAUAGCUGUUCAACACUUGUUUCUUGCUGUAAUAUUCUCUCUGGUUUUCCAAGAUUUUCCAGACAAAUGAAUAAUAUUUGAAGCGUCUGAUAAGCUUUGAUAAGAAAAUAUUCAAGGAACGAGAGAAGAUUUUCGGAUUUGUGUUGGCUUUGCUCAGAUUUUCUGAAUUAUGAACACAUGCGGGAAAAGCAGUUUUCGUCGAAAAAGACCAGUCAAUCCUCCCCAAAUGGUUGUAAAUCACUUCUGAACGAGGAGUUCGUGCUGAAAAUUCGGGAAUAAGUUGUAAUAGUUCACAACCGCAGAGGACCGCUAAAAUGAAGCUCGAAGGAAUUUAGAAAGGAUUAAAGAUUUUUUGAAAUCGGAAUAUGAAGUUCGACAAUUGUAAAAUACAGGAAAAUUUUGAAAAAAACGUAAUUUUUCUCGAAAAUGUAUCUGAUAACGAGAAAAUUAUUUUUUAAGCACCAUUUCGCAAAAAGUUUUUAGUAAGUUCCUGAAUAUAGCUCACAGGGUAACUUUUUUCCUGGCUGAACUUUCGAUAAUAGUUGAAUGAACCUCAGGUUCUUCUGACUCCAGAACAAUAAAAAAUUCAUUCUCGCAACAGUCUUUUUUGGAGUUACAACAUUUCAUAAACUUUGCAGCAUAGGCAAAGUCCGAAGGGCCCUUUGAGGACCCUCCGAGGGUCCUCAAAGGGUGCUGGAAGACUCCAUAGAAAUGUUCCUUUCAGGGUGACGAAGGCUCCCUUUUUGCUGCCUUUCUGCACCCUUUUUCUGCCUUUAUGCACCCGUUACGCACCAUUUCCACGAUUUUCUCUUCAUAGCCUUUCUCCACCCUUUUUAUAGCCCAUGUUCACGUUAUUCUAGUAUUCUUUUAAGAGUGUAGACAUGCUGAUAUCAUUUUAUUCGGUCAACGUUUGGAAAUGAAUUGAUAGAAGCAGCAAACUUUAACAACAACAGGAAUAUAAAAAAACAGAAGAAACAAAAAGAAAAACAUAUAACAAGUUAACACGCUGUCUCCGUAAUUUUUCAAAAAGUUUUUCAAAAAGAGUUGGUACAAUAAAAAAAUUUUUUUUGAUUUUGAUGAAACUUCACCCGCUGUGAUAGUCUGUCAUCAGAAAUGCCGACGCAAGUUUUCAGACCGAUUCCUCCUACCUUCAGAUCCGGUGCUGAAGUUUGUUUCAUUUGAUAGUGCAAGGUUGUACUUCACAGAUGAUAGUGUUUCCUCCGACUUCUCCGUAGGACUGAGCUCAGGAAAAAUCGUUGAAAUCUGAGAAUCGUUGUUUUUAGGCCAAAAUCGGCUUUAAACUGAAUUUUUUGUUAGAAGGGUAGGCUGAAAGUCGGAGGAAACACUAUCAUCUGUGAAGUACAACCUUGCACUAUCAAAUGAAACAAACUUUAGCACCGGAUCUGAAGAGAGAAGAGAGGUAGAAAUCUCUAACCGCGGGCGAUUUUCCCCGACAGAUGCCAAGUUGAGCCUCUUCGGAGCGAUUUUCCGAGAUGACCGGUAGGUAUUCCUAGAAAGAACGCAUAGUUUCCUACGAAAAGACGCACCUGCCUACCGUAACCUAGCUACGGUAGGAGGAAUCGGUCUGAAAACUUGCGUCGGCAUUUCUGAUGACAGACUAUCACAGCGGGUGAAGUUUCCUCAAAACCAAAAAAUAUUUUUUCUAUUGUACCCACUCUUUUUGAGAAUUACAGAGACAGCGUGUUAAGAUUUGAAAAAUAGACACAAAUGUCUAUAGGUCCGCGCCAGCUCGUCACGUUUUUCUUUCCGCCAAAAGGCCAGGUCAAAUUUUACCAACUUCGCUUCAAGACCGUUGUUUCUUGCCGUUAUAAAAGCAGAAAUUUGAUAUAUAAGGUCUUUUUGGCGAAAAGAAAAGCGUGACAAGCUGUCGCGGAAUGGCCUAUAUGACAGUUAAAACACCUUAAAGAACACAUCAAUAAAUAUUUCAUCCAACCACAUCAAUAUUUGAAGGUUCUUCAUCAAUAGUUGUUUCGUUGACAUCGCCAGCACCUUGUUCUUGUGCUUCUCUCAGAUCAGCUUCUUCCGCACUGAAAAGAAUAUAGUUUUAUUGAAGAACGCUCAACGAGGAAUUUCGAAAAGCAGUAAUCGCAUAAAAAAAUAUAAAUAUAAUUACCUCUCUUGCCUGGAAAGUCCGACCGAACUAACCGAACCGUCCGAGUUUUUUUUCAGCAUGCCGUGAAAUAUAACGAAAUUAAAUUAACGGAACAAAGAAGCUCAAGAUUAAAUUUUUUUUCAAAUAAUUUACUUACCAAAAAAACCGUCGCCCGAAGGCGAUUCCCCGGCCAGCUAAAAACCUUUUUCGCAUCUUGGCAUUAAUCGUAAUCGGGAAUCUGAUCCUUAAUCGUGAGAGGAGAUCUGAAGUUACAUGAUUCUUUGUAAUUUCAUAAUUUAUAUAAACGUUUCAACAUGUUUUUUUUUUCGUAUAACUUUCACAAAAAUUUAUGCCUCAUAUCCUUGUCUUUGAAACUAAUUGAACACAUUAAAACAACGAACGAGAAAAUAUAAUUCACGAACAGAAAAAGAAAUCAAAAACUUGAAAGGAAUUUAAAAAGAGAGUUUUUAACAUGACCCUUCGGCACCCUUUUUCCAGUCUCUCCCUUUUUCCAGCAUUCUCCACCAUUCCUUCACCCUUUUUCCACCCUUUUUACUGCCUCUGCCUUUUUCCAGCAUUUUCCAGCCUUUUCCACCAUUCCCUCACCCUUUUUCCACCCUUCCUUCACCCUUUUUCCACCCUUUUCACUGCCUCUGCCUUUUUUCACCCUUUCUCUAGCCUUUCGGACUUUGCCCGAGAGAAAGCUUUUUCUAAGCAUUUUGAGUAGCUUGCAAACUGAACCGUCGUAACUCUAAAAAAGAUCUAUUGCGAGCAUUAUUUUUUCUUGUUUUGAAAUCCUGAGGUCCUGAAGUACACUUCAGAAAGUUUCAUGGAAAUUUUGAAAUAAAAAGGUUCCCUUGUCUGAAAAAAAGAAGGACAAAAAAAUUUUGGCUGCCCUUUUUCACAAAAAAUAGUUCCCUCUGAUUUCAUAAUUUCAUUAAUUUCUUUCGAGCUUUGGUUUUUUUCAAAAAACUUACGUGGUUAUGUUUCUUUUGAACUUUUCAUUUUCUUUUCCAAACUCCUACAGAGAUAAAAAUUGCGAGGAAGUUGACCCGAAGAGACAAAUAGGUCUGGCAAUUAUUCGCGCUGACCUCGACUGAACUGUUUAUAACAAAAGAGGCUCGCCAGAUCCUCAUCGUGUGCCAAACCAAAACACGCAAAAAGGGUGCAUAGAACUAUGAACGAAAUCAAAGUAGAAAAAGUUCCGCUAUUAUCGAAUUCAUUCUUGUUUACAAGUAUUUUCCCACUUUCGCACCUUAAACUGUUUUACUGAGUUUUUCAGCAUGCUUGAUGUUGGACCAUCCGACUAUGGGCGUCCACUACACCUGCCACACUCGCGGAAUGAAAAACGGCAGCUGCCACAAUAGGUAAACCUCAGGAAAAUUCCACAUUUAUCAUAUCAACUUACUUCAGGACAUCGAAAAGCGGCGUUUCUGUAAAAAUUUGCGGUUGCAACGGCCCUGACUUCUGCAAUUACUCCAUGUGGCCUGACAAGUUCGUUUAUUAUACCUUUACACAAAUAUCCGGAUUGAUACUUGCUUGGAUAGCGGGUGCUACUGGAUACUUGAAAUUUUUAAGCGAAAUUAAUUGAUGUUUUUUUAGAUUUCAAUAAACUAAAAACAAAGUCCGAGAGUCAUUUUUAAAUUUGAAAAAGGAAAAAUGAGUUCUUCGUAGAGAUAUCUAGAAAAAAGUCUGAAAGAUCUUUGAUUUUCAUACUUCCAAGAAUGAGGGCAUUCCGUCUUUCUUGCCCCUUCUUUACGAAAAAUUAUUUUCCUUCCUUUUUCUAACAUUAAUUCAUCUUGUGUAAAGGAUCUUCCCAACGAAAAAAAGGAGAAAUACUCUAUGAAGGACUUUUUCGAAAACUCAUUCAACUUUUUCUGUGAUGGCGUCUAGAGAUAAACACAAACAGCAACUUUCGAGGUCAACGAAAAAAAUUUAAUUUUUUUAAAUAUUUUUUUCUUCAUCUCGACAGUAUUUUUCAUAUUUGGAUUCCAGCCUUCCGUUCUUUAAGCUGCUUAUAACUUCCUUUCCAAGGCAUAAUCUUCCUCAUGGAGAUAAAUAUGAAAAAAGUGAUUAACUGGUUAAUGCGCUGGUCGGUGUGCAGAGUUGCAAAGAAGCUGUAAGUCACGGGCAAGAGAACGAAAUCCGCAUUUCCGGCCGCAUUGUCGACGGCUUCCUGAAGCCACCGACGCGCGAGAAAUCCCUCUUCCGGAGGCAGUAACCCGAUGAUUCGCAGUUGCGACAAACAAUACCCACCCGUGACUUCCUCCGUAGAAACUCAAUCUGGUUGCAAAAAAAGAGUUUGGAGUUAAAUUGCGCCAAGUGAAAACUGAAAAUAGCAAAUUUGAAUGAUGAAAACCAAAGAAGGAAAAGCCGAGAGUUAAAAAAUUGAAAUGUUUAUUAAACUUCUUACAUAUUUCCCGAAAGAAAAAAAAAUUGACAAAAAAAUUUCAGCGGCUGUUAAAAGCUAACAGUCCCUAAAUUGGUACCUUUAAAUUUUUUUAAAGUGAAAAACCAUUAUUCCUUUGCUUCUUUUUUCAAUGCCAUCUAACUUGGGUUUCUUCAAAAUGAGAAACAUGAUCAAAUCAAGAGUUUUUUCUCAUAUUUCACAAAGGUAGAAUUCAAAACUCGAACAAUUAUAACCGUACUCGGGCUUUUCUUAACGAAUACAACUUACAGAAGUGCGCAGUCCCUGCAAGAACAACGGCGGCAGCAGAACGAAGAAGAGAUCAACUCAACGCGGCUAAUUUCCCAUAUUUCACUGCUCACAUUUUUCACUUUCCUACGUUACUUAUUAUAA